ACUUUCAUUGAGUCACGUGGUCUUAUUCCACGUGUUGCACCAGGAAGUGCCACACUUGUCAACAUUCAUACAUUUACAGUAAAUCAUCACAUCUAUUUCUACAACUUUAUCCGAAUUUUACCUUAUUCUAAUUUUAAACAACAAUGGCAGACGAAGUUUCGUGCUUGAAGGCACGGCUCCUGGACAAGGAGACGGAGUUAGACGUUUUGAAGAAAAAAUUGGCGCAAUAUGAGAAGAACGAGAAGCCAUGUAUCGAAUUGAUUGACAAAGUUACAACUCUGACCCCUCUGGAGUCCAAACCUCUAUCAAACGAGGACAUCAUGCGCUACAGCAGACAGCUUCUUCUACCAGAGCUCGGCGUCCGAGGUCAGAAGAACCUCUCCCAGAGCUCUGUACUGGUGGUUGGAUGUGGAGGACUGGGAUGCCCGCUGGCACAGUAUCUAGCUGCAGCAGGGAUUGGGCGUCUGGGCCUGCUGGACUAUGACGAAGUGGAGCUCAGUAACCUCCACAGACAAGUGCUGCAUAGAGAGGAGAGCCAAGGCCAGGCCAAGGCCCUGUCUGCUGCCACUGCUGUCAACAGGCUGAACUCGACCGUGGAGUGCAUACCCUACAACCUUCAGCUCUCUUCUGAGAAUGCUCUGCAACUGAUCCAACAGUAUGACAUCGUGGCCGACUGCUCGGACAACGUGCCCACCCGCUACCUGGUGAACGACGCCUGCGUGAUCAGCCGCAAGCCCCUCGUGUCAGCCAGCGCCCUGAGAAUGGAGGGACAGCUGACGGUGUAUAACUACAGAGGAGGGCCAUGCUACAGGUGUCUGUACCCCGUGCCCCCUCCAGCCGAGACGGUGACCAACUGCUCUGACGGAGGGGUCCUUGGAGUGGUUCCAGGAAUUAUGGGAUGUCUCCAAGCUCUGGAGGUCAUCAAGAUUGCGUCUGGACAAGGAUCUUCCUGCGGGCAGCAGCUGGUGAUGUUUGACGCUCUGGACACCAGGUUCAGGUCCAUCAGGCUGCGGCCCAGGCAGCCCGAGUGCGCCGUGUGUGGGGAGAAACCCUCAGUCACCCAGCUGGUGGACUAUGAGGCCCUCUGUGGUUCUGCAGCCACCGACAAGUGCCGCAGACUCAACCUCCUCUCCAAAGAUCAUAGGAUCACGGUGCAGGAGUAUAAAGCGGUCGUGGACAAUGCAUCCUCCCAUCUCCUGUUGGAUGUGCGCCCUCCCGUGGAGGUCGAUAUAUGCCGGCUACCCAUCUCCCUCAACAUUCCGCUCUCCAGCCUGCAGCAGGGGAAGGGCGGCCAUCUCCAGUUACUCCGGGAGAGCAUCAGCCAAUCCAAAGGGCAGAUGUCGGGAGACGGCCCGCUUCCAGUCUAUGUCAUCUGUAAGCAGGGGAAUGACUCCCAGAAGGCUGUUCAGCUCCUGGAGAAGAUGAGCACAUCAGAAUUGGAUGAAAUCACUGUCAAAGAUAUUUGUGGGGGACUCAUGGCCUGGUCCCAAAAGAUUGACCCGGAAUUUCCACAAUAUUGAGUUGCUGAUUUCAAUGUGUAUAUUCUUGUUGCCAUAGUUAAUAAAUGAAUUGUAGCCUAC
Messenger RNA from Gadus morhua (Atlantic cod), 1580 nucleotides. It is a transcript of the gene mocs3, whose product is annotated as molybdenum cofactor synthesis 3. Bases 144 to 1520 code for a protein of 458 amino acids. The transcript has 13 exons. The record is from RefSeq and is a predicted model, not a curated record. NCBI's taxonomy places the organism in Eukaryota, Metazoa, Chordata, Actinopteri, Gadiformes, Gadidae. Gene Ontology annotation, biological process: protein urmylation; tRNA wobble position uridine thiolation. Gene Ontology annotation, molecular function: URM1 activating enzyme activity; adenylyltransferase activity; thiosulfate-cyanide sulfurtransferase activity. Gene Ontology annotation, cellular component: cytoplasm; cytosol.